Molecule: messenger RNA, 4280 nt
Organism: Maylandia zebra (zebra mbuna)
Lineage: Eukaryota; Metazoa; Chordata; Actinopteri; Cichliformes; Cichlidae
Gene: gfod1
Product: glucose-fructose oxidoreductase domain containing 1
Molecular function (GO): nucleotide binding
Source: RefSeq, a predicted model, not a curated record
CUGUUAUCUUCAGGGAGGGUCCUGCAGGGGGAGGAGUAAGCAAACCGCGGAGGAGGGGACACGCUCUCCGCCUGCUUGGCGCAGUCAGUGCGGUGAUAGCUGUCAGACGCGGACGAGGUGAAGAGCGGAAUGGUUCAUUUAUAGACUUCUUCGCUCAAGCGCAGAAGCCCGGGUCGGAUUUCCGCCUUUCUCGGGUUAUUUUUCGGCGGGUGAUAACGACAGUACGUGUCCGUUCGCAGAGAGGAAAUGCCGCACAGACAUUGUGUGAGUGCAGGUGGAUGGCCAACCUGACGGUCCCCGCCGCCGCUUCCCUUCACAGCUCUGCUGUCGUCCGGAGCUGCGAACACCAAGCGAAUCCACACAGAACCAAAUCCAACUAAUAACCUGGAGCUAUGCUUCCUGGGGUCGGCGUGUUCGGCACCAGCCUCACCGCACGGGUGAUCAUCCCGCUGCUGAAGAACGAGGGCUUCGCCGUUAAAGCGCUGUGGGGCCGGACACAGGAGGAGGCGGAGGAGCUGGCCAAGGAGAUGAACGUGCCCUUUUACACCAACAGGAUCGACGACGUGCUGCUGCAUCAGGAUGUGGAUCUGGUCUGCAUCAACCUGCCGCCGCCUCUGACGCGGCAGAUCGCAGUCAAGACACUGGGUAUUGGCAAAAAUGUAAUCUGCGACAGGACCGCCACGCCUCUGGAUGCCUUCCGAAUGAUGUCAGCUGCCCAGUACUACCCCAAGCUGCUGAGCAUUAUGGGAAAUGUUCUGCGUUUCUUGCCAGCUUUUGUUCGAAUGAAGGAGCUGCUGGAGGCAGGUUACGUCGGAGAACUUCUGGUCUGUGAGGCCCAGGUCCACAGUGGUAGCCUCCUUGGGAAAAAAUACAACUGGAGCUGCGAUGAUCUGAUGGGAGGCGGUGGCCUGCAUUCGGUUGGCAGCUACAUUAUUGACCUGCUUACGUUUCUGACAGGCCAGCGUGCGGCCAAAGUCCACGGCUUCCUCAAGACUUUCGUUAAACAGACCGACCACAUUCGGGGCAUCCGCCAGAUCACCAGUGACGACUUCUGCACGUUCCAGAUGGUACUGGAGGGAGGCGCCUGCUGCACCGUCACGCUCAACUUCAAUGUCCCCGGAGAGUUCAGGCAGGAGGUGAUAGUUGUAGGGACUGACGGGAGGCUAACGGUCACAGGGACAGACUUGUAUGGACAGAAGAACAGUGGCGGUGGAGAAAGUGGUGGCGGCCCUGAGCUCCUGCUCAAAGACACCACGCCUCUCGAGAAGGCCUCCCUGCCGGAGAAGGCCUUCAGUGACAUUCCGUCCCCUUACCUCACCGGGACGAUCCGCAUGAUCCAGGCUGUGCGGCAGGCCUUCCAGGACCAAGAUGACCGGCGGACGUGGGACGGGAGGCCCCUGACAAUGGCUGCCACUUUUGAGGAUUGCCUAUAUGCUCUGUGUGUGGUGGAUACAAUUAAGAAGUCCAACCAGUGCGGAGAGUGGCAGAACAUUGUGGUCAUGACAGAAGAACCAGAGGUCAGCCCAGCUUAUCUGAUCAGCGAGGCCAUGCGGCGGAGUAGGAUGUCCCUCUACUGUUAGCAUUUUUAAAACUCAUGGUGGCGCUCAAGCGGCAUUGUUGGAAGUUUUUUCACAGAGCUGCCGGAUUCCAGUUUUGUGUUGAAAUUUGUGUUGUCACUGUUACAGAGGCUUUACACGACGACGUGCAGAGAGUUGUGGUUUCCCGUCCUCAGCGGUAGGAAAAGCAAUGUGAUAAAUAAUCAGAACUUUAUUUAUAAAGAAGCUUUUUUUUUUCAUUUUGGCAGCAGGUUUAAGCCCUGCGGGGAGAUGCACUUUUAAAUCAAGCUAAUUCAUGCAACAGAAGGACCUACAGUGGCGGCAUAUCAGGGAGUGAAACUACCUGCUGGUUAGUUGGUCGAUCAGUAGGAGGCGUCCUUGUGGGGAUCGCCUUCUAAUGUUCCCAUUUCACCAACAGAUACUUGCAAUUUCAUAUGCUUUUCAUCACCCCUGCUGGCUGCUUGAUCAAACAGUUAUUUGUGCCUCCUGUUUCUCCUUCUCUUCUAUAUAACUGGUCUAGAAAGACACACGCCCUACACUGUGGGUCUGAACAAGGACUGCCAAGGAAGAACGAUAGUCUUUUUUUAAAAUUGUGCCAGUCUGUUGUUGCUGUAAUCUGAAGUACUUUUAGUACUAGUUUUACCAAGUGAAUGUUAAAAAAAACAAGUCAGUGUGCUUUAUAGUCAUGCUCUGUCUGCUCCGUAUGUUUCUCCUAUGUGUGUGAAACAAGAGAAAAAAAGAAUCAAUCAUUUGGCUGGUGUUUUUUUGGGGGGGGGGUCCCAGAGGACUCUGGUUUUCAUAUGCAAUAUAAACAGGCAGAAGGGGCACUAGUUUCUCUCUGAGCCUGAAAUAAAGGGUUAGAUUAAACUAUGGUAUGCCUUUAUGCAGUUCCAGUCGGCUGUGCAUCACCUGCGUGGUUGGUCAGUGUAGCGGUACUCUGACUCGUUUUAUGCUAUCAUUGUAGCGACUUAAUCUCAUGUGGCACUGAAGUGCAGACAGUCUUGCAUGUAAGUUUGCAAGCUAUGUGCAGAUUUCAUUCGCACACUUCUGUGCAAUCAGUGCUGCAAACUAAUUGCAAGCCCGUGUGGUCUGCCCAGAGCUUAAGUAAGACUGAGAACUUGCAGUAAAUCAAGCAGUGUAGCAAAGUGUGGGCGACUACAUUUUUAAAAAAAAAAGAAAAAGUUUUUAUUCAAAGUGUUAAGGUUGGUGUUAUUUUGUGUUUUUUUUCUCAUUGUUGGAAAAAUUUCAUAUAGGCCUAAAGAUCAAACCCAGUAGCAUUAAUCCAUCUGUCAAUAAUUCCUAACUACAGUACAGUGUCUGUGGCCCUUGGCCCCACACCCACUGAUCCCUGCUUUCAAUUAUUACAUCAAAUUUUUACAUUAACUGUUUUUAAAAAGAACAGUUCAGAUAUGCGUCCAGCGUUUUGGCCUCUUUUAGCUCAUGUUCCAGUGUUUUGGUUUUGCGUCACUCUCACCGCUCUCACUGACCUUAUUUCCAGCAGCAGCAAACACACUAUAUGCUGCCAUACAUAUUUUUAAAGGAACUACAAGGUUCCUUCAGUCCACUGAUAUCUAUGUCACCAGUGUGCUCUAAAGACUAAAGAGUAUUACGGAAAUUGGUCCAUUGACAUGGAAACUCAAAGGCUGUUUUAAUAUGCAACUUUAAGAAAAGGGUUAUGGUACUGUAGAAGACUACAACAAUAAAGCCAUACCAAACAGUACACAAUUAAAGCAAUUAAAGCUUAACUUGCAGUCCUGCUUUGAACCCCUAUAGAGCCAGUGCCGUAGUAGGUGACAGCGCUGUCUGCACUGGUCUGCUGCCAAGAUUGAAUCUAACUUAUUUAUUUAGUUUAUGCGCGGAUUGUCAAGAGGAAUGAAAACAUGAAAACGGCAUCCGCCUACAUUGGAAGAUUAAUAUCUCUUGCAUUAGAAUAGUGAGGAAGCUAAUCAGUAAACUAUGCUUACACAGACCAUCAACACCAAACAGACCAACCACAGUUGUUUUCUCUGAAGGUGCACAUCAGACUAUGCUCUAGCUACACUGUAGUUUUAAAACAGUUGUAAGCGUGGCAGGAACCACUGCAGCGACGUUGUCAGCUGCGCUUCAAAGCUGUCCAUGUCGGUUUGCUGCUUUGUAAAUAGCAACAAUGCUGGAAAAGAGAUGAGCAGUGGCAGUGAAGCAGUUUCAAAAUGCCCGAAAGCAAUCACAUUUUUGAUCUUUUGCAGUUCAGAACAAUCGAUAUUACUACAAGCCCCCACACUGGUUAAUAUUUUAACUGGAACUUAAUUCAAACCCCAGUCCUCCAUACAGCUUUCUAUUAUCUGGACAAAGGCAAAUGCAGCUUUGGACUUGUUAUGUAAGCAGAAAUGUAUGCUGUAAGUUUCAUCAGCUUUCGACUAAUGCACGUAACAGUUUAACCCACCAAUCAGAAAACAUAACAAGCAGGUGUGUGACUCACAGCCCAGCUUCCCGGGAAACAGAAACAAACCAUCAGAAAGUGAUGAAAGCAAAUACAGCUGAACUUAAAGUUUAACGUCAGUCGACGCAGGUGAAGGAAUAACACCAACCCACAAGCCAAAAGAUUGAUUUUUUUUAAAUAUGCAUUCUCUAUCCAUAAGCUGUGCUGAAAUACUAAAUAUGUAACGACUACUGAAAAUGUACAUAAAAAUAAUAUGAAGCAACAAUACGCUUUUGUCUAAAGAAUUAAAUCAGUACUGUAUGGGG